Molecule: messenger RNA, 4709 nt
Organism: Saccostrea cuccullata (small rock oyster)
Lineage: Eukaryota; Metazoa; Mollusca; Bivalvia; Ostreida; Ostreidae
Exons: 18
Coding region: 450-3737 (1095 amino acids)
Biological process (GO): cell-cell adhesion
Molecular function (GO): protein binding
Source: RefSeq, a predicted model, not a curated record
GUCUGAUGGGUGGUCAGAUGGGCAGUUCACCUCUUCUAAUCUUCACUGUGUAUCAGGCAGGGUGUGAAAUAAAAGUAUACUGACAGACAGAAUUAAAUAUUUCAGGUGUGUAAUUAUAAUAUUCACAUGGUCUACUCGUCAUGCUUCAUUGUGCUUAUAUUGUUGUAAACAUUUCACUCUCACUGAAACAGACAUUGUUGGAAUCUCUCAUUUACUGUGUGACAUAACUAGAAAUUGUUACAUAGUUCGGGAUUAAGGGGACUUAACACCUGGAAAUGUAUGGAUUCUUAGAGAGUGUAUAAUACCUCUUUUGUGUUAGGAAGUGUUACUCUGAAGAACUGAUCAAAGUAGUUGUUGAGAACAGAAAGUGGAUCAUUUAAUUAUCCCAGUGGGUGACACAGCAGAGUGAAAAAUCUACCCUAACCAUGUAAAUAAAUGAAGUGAUUACCAUGCUGCUUCUCUGUGGGCUUUGUUUAGUGAUCAUUCUUCUGGGUUCUUUGGAAAAUAGUCUUGGAUUUAUGUUUCAAGAUGGAGUGGUUGUUCCCAAUGACCCGUACGUCUACAUUGGAGAUGACCUAGUCCUGUCCUGUAACCUGACCAAGCCAUUAGAUGAGGACUCCAAGUCCAUGUACUUCACACGGAACAGGAACGAAAUCAUUCCCUCUCAGUAUGUCUCUAUUGUCAACUCGCGCAGCAUUAAACUACGGAUGCCUAUCCUCUCCCCAGAAGACAGUGGAAAUUACAUCUGUAAAAUCAACAAGACCAAGGGGAAGACAGAGGUCAUUGGAUGGCAGGUGGUCAAGGUGGAAUAUAAACCACAGAGCGUUAAUAAGGACGACAUCAGCUGUCGCGUUUUCAACUGGGAGAAAAUGAAUUGUACGUGGAAACUUGGUGUGGAUUAUCUCCACAUGGAGGAUAUAAAAGUGGAACUAGUUUGGGCAGUAGCCUCGGAUAACAAGCAGUAUGACUGUCCCCAGCAGACCAAUACUUCCUGUGUGUGGGUUUCAGACAACAGUAAGGACCGCCUAAGGUGGAAUAUGCCCUACAGUAUGGGAAUCAUUGUACAGAAUGAGAAAACCAACGACCAAGUCAUCACAACUUUCAAUCAGAACACAGAGUCUAUUGUGCAGCCUGACAGUGUGACAGAUGUGGAUAUUAAUCCUAAUAGUACAUGUAUGAACAUCCAGUGGAAUCACUCAGACAAAAACAACCGUAAACUCUACAGAAUUCAGUAUAAAUCCCAGUGGAUGGAGGCAGCAGAGGAAAUAGAGACAGAGAGGGAGUUUGUAGUGAUUUGUAAUUUAAAACCUCACACAUGGUACACAGUGGAAAUCCAAGCUCGACCCCUGACCUCCCGCGGCAUAGUGACAGGUUUCUGGAGUGAUGUUGUGGCUAAUAUGGAAUUAACAAAAGAAGAUGUGCCAUCGGGGGCACCUGAUGUACGUUUGGGGAGUUAUGCUGAAUAUCCUUGUGGCUUGAGAUUUUGUCGAAAAAUUAUUGUUUACUGGAAGCCUGUGAAGAAAGAUCAAAGCAAUGGUGAAAUUUUACACUAUCAUGUGUCACUAAAGGAUCUACAAACAAGUGUAACAAUCCCUAGAAGCAUAGGCAACGUUACUAACCACGAGUUCAGUCUAGACAUCAACCAUGCCUAUGAAAUUCAAAUUAGGGCUGCUACUAAAGUGGGCACAUCAGAACAUGCAGCAUUUGUGUACAUUCCUUCACAGAGCAAAGAACCAGAGCAUCCAGAUGAAUUUUUGGUAGAACAGUCCAAUAUUGAUUCAGACAAGGAGCAGAUCGAUAUCAGCUGGCAGAAGCCUUCCUCCCUAAGCCCUGCCACCCAGAUCAUGUCUUAUACCCUGUACUGGUGCCGAGGGGCCCACCUCAUCCAAAACUGUCAGGAACCUAUCACCUGGAAGACUCUACAUCCCAAUAAUACACAUCACACAAUUAAAGUAGACAAGAAGUCUGUACAUAAUAUGUUGUUUGGGAUUUCUGUGGAGGUCAGAUCCCCAGGCUCAGGUUCACCCAACUGGACAAGUUCUGGCAUUAAAUGGAAUACCUGCAUCUACAAGAAAAAUGGCAAACCACUGAUUGCCCCAAAGAAUUUUCAUCUGUCUCCGUACAGUCCUGAGACCAGUAUUAAAGUAGAGUGGGACCCGUUCCAGUGUCACGAGACUGCUGGUUAUAUACAGACAUACAAGAUAAACUACUGCAUGGCUGAAAUGUCAGGAAACUGUACAGGAGACCUAUUCAAUGUAACUGUGUUGGGUAGAGAACACUCUACAGUUGUUCCUGAUCUGGAGCCUGGAUUCACCUACAGAUUCCAGAUGGAGUCAGAGGCAGAAGGCGGGAUUGGACCAAGCACAGAUCCGGUGUAUACUACUAUUCCUAUAGCAGCUUUGGAGACAGAGAGGAUAGUGGUUAUCAUAAGCAUAGUCCUGGUUGUGUUUGCAUUAACUUUGUGUGGAGUCAUCAUAUGUAUAAGGAGGUGCUAUCACACAGUGAAGAGUAAUCUACAGCCAUAUGAUAUUGUCAUUCCUAAUGUUCCUCUUCCACCUGUGAAAGUCCCAGCUUCAAUGCAAGAGAGCUCAUUUCUGGAACCUGACUUUCCAGUUCCAUUCAUCCCUGCAAAACCUUCACUCCAAAGUAAAGCCCCCCAGGGUAACAAUGAUGAUGACGAUGAUGAAGAUGAUGAUGAUGACAGCAUUUAUGCCAAAAUCAACGAGCCAGACUCCCACCCUUCCUCACCAGGAGAGGGUGCUGCUAAUGUUCCUCUUCUGAAUAAGAACAAUGACAACAUUUCUCAAGUCAAGGCACAAACAUUAGAUGAUGGAGUCAAUUUUAAAAACAAUGUUUACCUGGCUGAUUCUAUUAGAAAUGGAGUAAAGAACAGCGCUGAGACACUGCUAUGUAGACUUCACCCAUCGCAUAUUGCUAUGUACUCUUACAAUGGUGGCAAGCUCCUCCCUAAAGUCAAAAACCUAGCACCCCAAGAAGUGAACCCGAUUUCCAAGAAUCGGACAUUUGACACAGCAACCUUGGCUGCUUGUUCACCGUAUGGUUGUGUGGAUGUGACAGGCAAAGCCUACUCUGAAAAAGACCUUUGUACACACAAUGUUACUCACACUGUAGCACCAAAGAUGUGUGAUUCUCAUAAUCUUACAAAUGACUUGUCAGGUUCAUCAUUGGGUAGGAAUGGUCACGUGAUCAACAGUGCUACAGACCCAAGAGAAAACUACAACAUAAGAUUUACUCUUGACCGACGAAAACAGCUUGAAAGCUUCACUGAAAAUAACAUUCCAUUCAAUUUGCAUAAUUCUUGUGUAGGAGAUGAAAGGUUUCAUGUAAAUAACCUUGAGGACACUUUUGACAUGAAUGAAUCAAAUUACCUUCUAGAUAGUAGCCAAAACUACCCUAUCACUUCUUACUGCAAAGCAGAACCUGAUCCCAGUUUGUUAAUGGAACCAGAAUUUUCAAAUGACUUAAAUAUUCCCAGAUCGGGAUUAAGUGGAUAUGUGGACUACAAUCAGUAUAACAUCCAGUCUGGUAUUCCUGCAAUGACAGACUAUGUUACAACUAGUGCCAGUGAGAGACUCAUGAGAAAUUCAAAAGGGUCUGGUAACCAGUUAAAUGUGGCGGCGGGUACCAGACCAGUGAGUGAAGUGGUAACUGUACCGCCUCAUUUCUACGGCUCUCUAUCUCUCCUGGAUGAUGAUGGUGAAGUGACAGAGCUUUAAAUUAAUUAUCUUUUAUGAUGAGCUUUAAGUUACUGAGCUUUUAUCUCAAUCCUUGCUCGGCGAUGAUAUAUAUACACUCUAGCUUAAUUCAUAACAAGUCUCCUUGAUCUGACAGUGAUGGUAUUAAAGAGAAUUUAAUCUCAUGAAUGGUGACAUUGCAGUGUAUAAAUCUGGAUGCUAAAUUGACAUUAUGGAGCUUUAAAUUUCCUAAAUGUCUUUAAAGUGAGAAGUUUUUAUCGAUUGGCAGACCACAAGGAAGUAACAAUUGGGUCAAAUAUCAAAAAUGCCAAUUUGAAAGCAUUGUCACAGGGAAGUCCAAAUUUGUGAAGUUUGGUGAAAAUUAUGGCUAGUGUUGACAUUGGUAACUUUGUGUGACUUCAUUAUGAAAGGACAGUUAAGGUCUCAGAAUGUUUGCUGUGCUACACCUUCAUUCUUUACGCGUGCAAAUGAAAUAAAACAGCAGUUUUGUUACUGGUUUAUUUAUCAAGUUUUGAAACUUAACUUGACUGCUAAAAAGUGGAGAGAUUUCAUAGCUAAAGCAUGAACUAAUGUCCAAUUGAUAUUGAUCAUUAUUUGCCUCAUCAGUGUUUGUGGUUCGGUUAUCAAAUGAAUGUUUUCAUAUUUUGCAUAAGAUGCAUUUAUAGUCUUCACUACAUAUUAUGUACAUAUUCUCUUUUAUGUUGAAAUCACUAAACUAGUCUUUUUGAAUAAACCAAACUACAGUCCUACAUAAAAAAUAUACUGUAAAAUCACGUACUUUCCUGGGAUCAAAACUUAAUUUCAUGGUUGAAGAAGUGUUCAGUUCUUCACAUUUUGGGUGAAAAUGAAUUUUUGGCUUUUUUUAUACCAUAAAAACAUCAGAGAUUAAACCCAAAUAAAAAUUAGUGAUUUCAAAAUAAGCGAAUCACACAGAUGUUCAUGAACUUGUAGUAUGCACAUCUGUGUGAAUUUAUUAAAAUUGUCUUUGAUGCU